Molecule: messenger RNA, 1224 nt
Organism: Rotaria sp. Silwood1
Lineage: Eukaryota; Metazoa; Rotifera; Eurotatoria; Philodinida; Philodinidae
Source: the annotation of a GenBank genome assembly
AUGUUAGAAAAAUCAAAUUAUUUAUCAUUGAAUCUUUUUGCUCAAAUUGAACAAUGGAAAAAAGCAACAAUCAAUAAAAUAGAAAACGUAGCAGAAAGAACUCAUCAUGAACUUAUCGAACUAAUUGAUAAACAAAGAAUGAAAAUAACAAAACAACUUGAAUCAAUUACAAAAGAUAUUCGUUCCUGUCAAGAAGAAGAAAUUUUUCUUGAAAAUGAUAUUGAUCGAUUGAAACAACAGAUCAAUGAAAUUCAACAAAAACUUGAACAAUUUAUUCGAAAACAUACAAAUAUAACACCAUUACUACGCAGUGCAAAUCUGAGUGCUAAUGCAAAAUGGAUACGAAAUGGUGUCACUGUAGCUGGAGGAAAUGAAGGAGGCGAUGAAAUGAGUCAACUCUACUAUCCGUGGGGUCUGUGUGUUGAUGAUGAUCAAACUAUCUACAUUUCUGACCAUAACAAUCAUCGUAUUGUGCAAUGGAAAUGUGGUGCUACAACCGGUCGAAUUGUAGCUGGUGGAAAUGGACAAGGAAAUCGUUCUGAUCAGUUAAACGGUCCGUAUGAUAUCAUGAUCGAUAAAGAAGGAAAUAGUCUUAUUAUUUGUGAUUAUGGCAACAAAAGAGUAGUUCGAUGGCCUCGUCAAUUUGCUACAAAUGGAGAAACGAUCAUCUCAGAUGUUGCAUGUAUUGGUUUGACAAUAGAUGAUGAUGGGUUUCUCUAUAUUGUUGAUAACGAUAAACAUGAAGUUAGAAGAUAUCAAACAGGAGAAAGUCAAGGAACAGUAGUUGCAGGUGGAAAUGGACCAGGAAAUGGACUCGAUCAGUUGAAUUGUCCGAGAUACGUAUUCGUCGAUCGAGAUCAUACAGUCUACGUAUCGGAUAUGAUAAAUCAUCGUGUGAUGAAGUGGAUAGAAGGUUCAAAACAAGGCAUUGUUGUAGCUGGCGGUCAAGGUCAAGGAAAUAAACUGACACAGCUAUCAAAUCCUUAUGGAAUUGUUGUGGAUCAAUCAAGUAGCGUGUAUAUAGCUGAUUAUUCGAAUCAUCGAAUAAUGCGUUGGACUCAAGAAGCUACACAAGGAAAUAUCAUGAUUGGUGGAAAUGGUUCUGGAAAUCAAUCGAAUCAAAUCUUUGGUCCCAUCGGUCUAUCAUUUGAUCAAGAGGGCAAUCUCUACGUGAGUGAUAAUGGAAACCAUCGAGUACAAAAAUUUAACAUUGAUCGACAUUGA